CUGUAUCUCCACUGGUGGACCUGCUACCACUGUCACUUGGACCAGAGACUCCACCACUGUCACCCAAGGAACUGAGACUGUGUUGAAUGACCCAGUAGACUGCACAGUACACCCACACUCUGACUGUGACUACUCUAGGAGUGUAUAAUUGUACUGUGUCUAAUGACAAGCCCUCUACUGCAUCAGCUAAGAUCGCAUUAGGUCCAUCUGAUGUGACAGCAGUCCAGGAUGGUCCUACCAGCAUCAGAGUUAGCUGGACUCCUCCCUCACAACUGGUUGGUAUCACUGGCUAUCGUAUCUCUUACACUGGAGGAAGCAACAGUGACAGUGUGAAUAUUACUGGUGGAGAUAGCUACAUACUAACUCAACUUACUAAUGGAGAGACCUAUACCAUUACUAUAAGAGCCACAUCAAUGAUUUUAAGUGAAAGUGUUCACAUAGCUGAUGUUCCUUUGGUUCCAUUUUCAGCUCCAUCUCUGCAAGUGUCUUCAGUCACUGACAUUACUAUAGCCAUCGCUGGUAGUGUCCCAGCCGAUGACUCUGUGGUGACUGGGUUUAUGGUCCAGUGGCAGAGAGACACAUUAGUUGGCUGCUCUGAUGAGGAUGAUGGUAGUAUCGAUGUGAAUAGUGGUUUCAUUGCUGAAAUAAUACCUGACCUAGAGCCAGGCAAUCGUUAUUUUAUCACUGCAACAGCAUACAAUGCAGUUGGCAAUGGUCCUGUCAGUGAUAAGGUCACUUCAAGCACCUUGGAGACAGUUCCCUCCAGUGGUCCUACCUCAGUCAGAAAUACUAGUGUCACAGCCAGUAGUAUUACUGUCCAGUGGGGAGAGGUGCCUUGUCUGGACCGCAAUGGAAGAAUAACGGGACUUCAGAGUACAAGCUCUGAGAAAUGGAAUGGUAGAGAAUAUGACUACUGCUUUUGGUGGCAAUGUUAGGGAAGCUACACUCUCUGGAUUGUCUCCAUCAACCCUGUACACUGUCCAAGUGGCAGCAGUGAAUGGUGCUGGUACUGGACCAUACAGUGGUGUAUCUGUCAGGACUGGUGGUAAGUUGGGGAGGACU
Messenger RNA from Geodia barretti, 1062 nucleotides. The record is from the annotation of a GenBank genome assembly. NCBI's taxonomy places the organism in Eukaryota, Metazoa, Porifera, Demospongiae, Tetractinellida, Geodiidae.